UUUCCUUUCGAUUCGUGGUGCUCACGUUAGUGUUACUGCAUUUACGCCUAAUCGGUUGUCUGCACAUCGAUUGCAUACGAUUGAGUGCUUUUACCUUUACACGUUAAGGUCGUCGGGUCGUGGUUGCUAUUUAUAAUAGCAGUACUUUUACGCUUGAGCGCCAGCUCCGUAGUUUUGCGAGGUAUUCCAGCGCGUGAAUCGGUAACUUAGGUGGUUACAUGAAUCAGUAGCGUUGGAAUUUCGCGCACGUUUUCUACUCAGUACCUGGCCAUAAGGAAUAAUUUUGCGUGUUUAUUUUUUCGCGGCGAACGCUAGUACACGCCCGUGGUUCGACUGGCUUGUUUAUAGUUUACUUGCCCAGUUAAUAUUGUGUUGUUUUGCAUUCCGUUAUUCUUAUAACAUACAUAUUUGUCAAAAAUACAAGCCAUUCAAAUCCCAAUAUCACCCUUCUAGAUGGCGAUAGAAUUUUAUUGACCACAUUCUGAUUUUGUUGUGCGUUUCAAAACGAAGUGAAAAUGCAAGAGAAUGUGGAAAACAUGGAGCAGCCGAUCUUCACGUGCAAGGCGCACGUGUUCCACAUAGACCCCAAGACGAAGCGCUCGUGGAUGUCGGCCAGCUCGGCCGCCGUCUCCGUGUCCUUCUUCUACGACUCGUCGCGCAACCUGUACCGCAUCAUCAGCGUCGAGGGCACCAAGGCGGUGAUCAACAGCACCAUAACGGCGAACAUGACGUUCACGAAGACCUCCCAGAAGUUCGGGCAGUGGAGCGACGUCAGAGCCAACACGGUCUACGGGCUCGGGUUCGCGUCCGAGGCUGAGCUUGGGAAGUUCAUCGAGAAGUUCCAAGAGGUGAAAGAGGCGAUCCAAGCGCAGCAAUGCUCCGGCGCCGCCAAGAGCGUCACCAACGGCAACAGCGGCGCCGCCACGCCGGUCGCCAGCGCCACCGCCAGCCCGCUGCUCGCCGCGCGCGCGCAGCCCGACGAGCCGCCCGCCGUCUCGCCCGCACAGGUCAAAACAGAUAACGACGAAAUGAUGGUACACCAAAGAGCGCAUUCGGUUUCAUCGACGUUGCAGGGCGGCUACGCGACCGUAGGGCGGGCGCCGCGCGGGCCGCUGGCGUCGGUGGCGGCGCCCAUCGAAGCUCCGCCCGAGGGGCCCGACCAUCAAUUACGCUACGAAAACGACCGUUUGAAGCUUGCGCUGGCGCAGAGCUCAGCCAACGCCAAGAAGUGGGAGGUGGAAUUGGCAACCCUGAAGAGCAACAACCUGCGACUGACAGCCGCCUUGCAAGAGAGCACGGCCAACGUUGAUGAAUGGAAGAGGCAGCUCCACCAAUACAGGGAGGAGGUGGCUCGCGCCAGGCACUAUGCUGGGAAAGGCGCGGAGGCCAACGAAGUCGAGCAACUACGACAGCGCGUGGCGCAACUGGAAGCCGAACUCGCACAGAAGAAUGAGGAACUCGCGCAGAUCACCAAGUCGCGCAAGAGCGAGCAGGACGCAGAGGCUAAAUUAGCCCAAAGCCAGCUGGAGUUAGCGCUUGCAGCCCAAGACGGACAGAGGCAGGUCAUACAGGCGCUCAACGACCAGCUGGCCAGGCAACUAGAGGAGCUGAGGCAGGUCAUACAGGCGCUCAUCGACCAGCUGGCCAGGCAACUAGAGGAGCUGAGGCAGGUCAUACAGGCGCUCAUCGACCAGCUGGCCAGGCAACUAGAGGAGCUGAGUCUAAACUGGCCCGGAGCCGGCUGGAGUCAGCAUUCAGCCCAAGACGGACAGAGGCAGGUCAUACAGGCGCUCAUCGACCAGCUGGCCAGGCAACUAGAGGAGCUGAGGCAGGUCAUACAGGCGCUCAACGACCAGCUGGCCAGGCAACUAGAGGAGCUGAGGCAGGUCAUACAGGCGCUCAUCGACCAGCUGGCUAGGUUACUAGAGGAGCUGGCGCUCAACGACCAGCUGGCCAGGCAACUAGAGGAGCUGGGGAUAGUGUCUAAACUGCCCCGGAGCUGGUUGGAGUUUGUGCUUGCAGCCCAAGACGGACAGAGGCAGGUCAUACAGGCGCUCAACGACCAGCUGGCCAGGCAACUAGAGGAGCUGGUGAGUCACUGCGGAAACCGACCUUAUUGCACAGGGAAUAGAGUCUAA
Messenger RNA from Ostrinia nubilalis (European corn borer), 2138 nucleotides. RefSeq names its product homer protein homolog 2 (gene homer). The record is from RefSeq and is a predicted model, not a curated record. The transcript is spliced from 17 exons. Bases 516 to 2138 code for a protein of 540 amino acids. Gene Ontology annotation, molecular function: G protein-coupled glutamate receptor binding. Gene Ontology annotation, biological process: G protein-coupled glutamate receptor signaling pathway; regulation of store-operated calcium entry. Gene Ontology annotation, cellular component: dendrite; plasma membrane; cytoplasm. NCBI's taxonomy places the organism in Eukaryota, Metazoa, Arthropoda, Insecta, Lepidoptera, Crambidae.